Messenger RNA from Colossoma macropomum (tambaqui), 6161 nucleotides. It is a transcript of the gene ano5b, whose product is annotated as anoctamin 5b. Gene Ontology annotation, biological process: chloride transmembrane transport. The coding region runs from base 218 to 2998 and encodes 926 amino acids. The transcript is spliced from 21 exons. NCBI's taxonomy places the organism in Eukaryota, Metazoa, Chordata, Actinopteri, Characiformes, Serrasalmidae. Gene Ontology annotation, cellular component: plasma membrane. The record is from RefSeq and is a predicted model, not a curated record. Gene Ontology annotation, molecular function: protein dimerization activity; chloride channel activity.
GCCUCUGCUGCUGCUUUACGAUUUUGAUCGCACAGGCAGAGGCGACCAGAGGUUGUCGGAAGGAUUUCCUACUCAGAGAGUGUAGAAGGCUGGACGAGCCUUAAAAAAACAUGGAGUGAAGCUUUAAUGAUUGGAGCUCCGCCAGAUUUAUUGCUGAAGAAGAAAAGCGCCGCCGUUCCUGGAUCCCGCCGCUGCUCGGCGGAGUUUGUGAGUAAAGAUGAGGAGGAUAACGGGAAAGACGAAAGAUGCGACUCUCAUAGAGAUGACCAACACGGCGGAUGCUCAUGUAGAAGAUGGUUAUGCGGUGUUGACAGGCUACAGGAAGACCUUUCUGUCAGACAACAAUGGUCUGCUCUCCAGCUCAGACAGGGGAACACCACUGCCAGGCCAUCAGGAGACUGAUAAGCUGGAGCAGAGCAAGGAUUCUGUGUACUUCCAGGAUGGCGUGCGUCGCAUUGAUUUUGUCCUGUCCUACGUCGAUGACAAGGAUGGAGACAAGAAAGCGGAGCGAAGAAGAGCAUUCGAGGCCAACCUUGAGAAAGCUGGUCUGAUGCUGGAGACUGAGGAUAAAUCGGAGUCGGAUGACCGGAAAACAUACUAUCUGAAGAUCCAUGCUCCCUGGGAGGUGCUGGCCACCUACGCAGAUGUACUGAAGAUCAAGGUGCCAUUCAAGCCCAGUGACAUUCCCAAAGGUCGGGAUGCCCCGCUACAGUGGCUCACGCGGCCUUUCCGGCUGCCUUCAGAAAUCAUGAAGCCUGACCCUGAUUACUUCACUGCGCCUUUCGACAAGAGCAAGGCUGACUUCUUCCUCAUUAAAGACAAGGAAACCUUCUUUCCACCCUCAACCCGUAACAGGAUUGUAUAUUACAUCCUCACACGCUGUUCGUACUAUAAGGAGGAUCGUAAAGAGAAAGACAAGACAGGAAUUAAGAGACUGCUGAGCAAUGGCACCUACACUUCUGCCUACCCUCUCCAUGACUGUCGCUAUUGGAAGAAAGCGAAGGAGACUCAGUGUGAGAGUGAGAGAUAUCACCUCUAUGAGCACUGGGCUCGCUUUCUCUGCUUCUACAAGGAGCAACCACUCAACCUUAUCAGGAAGUACUAUGGUGAGAAGAUUGGCAUCUACUUUGCUUGGCUGGGCUUCUACACAGAGAUGCUGUUCUUUGCUGCUGUGAUGGGCGUCAUCUGCUUCGUCUAUGGCCUGCUCAGCUAUGAUGAUAACAUCACUAGCAAGGAGAUCUGUAACCCAAAUAUUGGUGGGAAAAUCGUGAUGUGUCCUCUGUGUGAUAAGAAGUGCACAUACUGGAAGCUCAACUCAACAUGUCUUUCAUCCUGGCAAGCCCAUCUGUUUGACAAUGAAGGAACUGUGUUUUUUGCCAUUUUUAUGGGAAUCUGGGUGACUCUGUUUCUGGAAUUCUGGAAGCGAAGGCAGGCCAGGCUGGAGUAUGAGUGGGAUCUGGUGGAUUUUGAAGAGGAGCAGCAGCAGCUUCAGAUCAGACCUGAGUUCGAGUUGAAGUGCACAAGCAAGCGUCGCAACCGCAUCACACAGGAACUGGAGCCAUAUUUGCCCUUCACCAGCAAGUGUGCACGCUUCUCUGUGUCUGGAGCUAUAGUGCUAUUUUGGAUAUGUCUGAUCGUGGCCUGUGUCAUGGGAGUAAUAGCGUACAGGUUAGCAGUGUAUGCAGCCUUCGCCCGCCUCAUGAAGGACAGCCCCACCAGCAAGAUCCAGUUGGUGGGGUCCCUGAUCAACCCACAGCUGGCCACGUCUGUCACUGCAUCCUGUAUCAACUUUGUCAUCAUCCUCAUUCUCAACUUCCUUUAUGAGCAUGUGGCUAUCUGGAUCACAGACAUGGAGAUUCCUAAAACCCAUUUGGAGUAUGAGAACAAGCUGACCAUGAAAAUGUUCAUGUUUCAGUUUGUGAACUACUACUCCUCCUGCUUCUACGUCGCCUUCUUUAAAGGCAAGUUUGUGGGUUACCCAGGCAACUACACGUACAUGUUUGGGAGUCAACUAAGAAAUGAGGAGUGUGCUCCAGGGGGCUGCCUGAUAGAGCUUACCACUCAGCUGGUGAUUGUUAUGACAGGGAAGCAGCUGGUGGGGAACAUCCAGGAGGCCCUGCUACCAUUACUGAGGAACUGGUGGAUCAGCAGGAAAGGACGGAACCAUCCAGAUGGCCGGUACAGCCGAUGGGAGCAGGACCAUGACUUGCAAAACUUCAGCCAGUUUGGUCUCUUCUAUGAGUACUUGGAGAUGGUGAUCCAGUUUGGCUUCAUCACCCUGUUUGUGGCCUCAUUCCCUCUGGCUCCACUCCUUGCUCUCUUUAACAACAUACUGGAGGUCAGGGUGGACGCGUGGAAGUUUACCACACAAUUCCGCCGGCCUGUGGCAGCCAAGGCACGCAACAUUGGGGCCUGGAAAGACAUCCUAAAUGUGGUGGCUAUCUUGUCUGUCGUCACAAAUGCCUUCAUCAUGGCAUUCACCUCUGAUAUGAUCCCUCGCCUGGUCUAUCUAUAUGCUUACCACCCUGGUGAAAAGGCUACCAUGGAAGGCUACAUUAACAACAGCCUCUCAGUGUAUGAAAUCAACGAGCUACAUAUACAAAACAUAACAGACAUUGAGGAGCACCCUGCCUGGUUCAAUAGCAACAUCACAACAUGCAGAUAUCGAGACUACCGCUACCCUCCAGGCCAUGAGAGGCAAUACACACACACUAUGCAGUUCUGGCAUAUUCUUGCAGCCAAGAUGGCCUUCAUCAUCAUCAUGGAGCAUGUUGUGUUCGUGGUGAAGUUCUUCGUGGCGUGGCUGAUCCCUGACGUGCCGUCAGAAGUAAAGGCCCGGAUAAAGCGUGAACGCUACCUGGUGCAGGAAUACCUGCACACCUAUGAGGUGGAGAAGCUGAAGCUGCAAUUGAGCCAGAGCUUCUGCGUAACCACAGAGACGACCUCGCUGCUUCCCUCCAGCCCAGACAAGCAUGAAGUUCUGUCCGAAUGUAUCUAAUGAGCUCUGAGGCUUUGGGCCCACCCAGUCUACCCCUGCUUGGGUUGACAAGCAGAUCAAGAAGUUGUAGACAGUGAACCAUGUUGUACUGCAUGAAUAAGCAAAGAUCUAGCCUGGCCUCUCUUGGAACGCUACUUAACUCUGGAACAUCUCUGAGAGCAACACAGGAUCCUGCGGUUCUCCUGGUUUCUGUGCUUUACUUUCAUCCUCAGUGCACUUAUCUGACUCGUCUCUCCUAAGCAUGCAGUGAUCUAUGCUGACUUUUGUGGCAGGCAUGGUUUUUGGCAAAUGCCAUCAUUUGGACAGUACAUCCUUCUGAAUGAUGAAUGAAUCGAAUUGUUCAUUAUUUUGCCAUAUAAACCAACAGCGUUCAAAAGGAAAGUAUGAUCAUGUGACCUUUUAAAGACUCUUCAAAGACAAUUAAGCUUUUUUCAAUUUUUUUAUCUGCAGCUAUUUUGCAGUUUCCCUUUUCAGAAGAAGCAACCGAGAUGUCUUAGUGCAUUGUUCCAAUUGACUGAAUGGUAUUAGAGCAAGACAGAGGCUGCAUGACCUGUUUUAUCUUCGUUCUAGAGCUGAUUGAUUAGAAAGGUUCUGAGCAUGAGUGUAAGCUAUUUUUGGACAUCUGUUGGCUCAUCAACACUGCAACUCCUCUCUUUUUAACUACAGAGUCCUCUAGACCAUUGUUUCUUAACCCUGGUCCUGGAGACUCACUGCCAUACACCUUUUUAGUGUUCUCCCUGCUCGCAACACACCCGAUCCAAUUAUUCAGCUCAUAAACAGCCCAUUAUUGAGUUAAAGUGGCAGGAAAAGCACUAAAAUGUGCAGGGCAGUGGGCCUCCAGUAUUAAGGUUGAGAAACACUCACACUCUAGACCCUGAUUUCAGAUCAGCUUUACUUCAGUGGAAACCCGUCUAGAGAAACCUAAUGUCAGUCAAAACACUCCUGCCACAAUGGUGACACUGGAAGUGCGUGUUUUAUCAUAUUUGUCUUUGAACUGACUAUAGCAGUGAUCACCAACCCUGGUCCUGGAGAUCUGCCUUCGCCUGCGUAGUUAAUUUCCAACCAAGGCCUGCUUCGGCUGAUUAACAUCUUCAGAAGUCCUUGAUUGGCUGGAUCAGGUGCAUUAGUGUCAGGUAGGGCAUCAUAUAACCAGCAUAUUUACAUGGAGGUUAGAACUAAAUUCUCCAGGACCAGAGUUGGUGACCGCUGGACUACAGCAAGUCUAGCAUAUAAACUGUUUACCUUUUUUUUCUACAUAUUUUGUGCAUUUCAUCCCUCCAACAUCAGUGGAGUGUCCUAAUUUGUAACCUAUUGUGUGAAUCAUCUUUAAAUUUGCUUAUUGUUCAUUUCACCCCAGAAAAUGUCUGACAAAACCUAAUAUCAGAAAUAAAUCAAUGUUACAUGAAAUUAAUAGUUGUUGUCAACUGCACAUUAAAGUUGGCAAAUGCAAGCUUUAUGACACGACACCUAUUGGAAAAAGUGUUUAUAAAUGUUUAUGUAGGUUCGUCAGUUGUCAUGAAGGGCUUAUGCAGGUGUCAUGUAGUCCUUUUAACACUGCCUUACAGUGAAGUGCUACCAAUGAGGAUUACAGGAUAUUUGAUAUUGAUAUUGAUAUUUGAUCCUCAGGUGACAUAAAAGAGGCUGAGAAUGCAGCCUAACUUGGUUCAGGAAGUCUUAGUAAACUCAACAUUAUCUAUUGCACUACAUUCAGAUUGAACAGGAGAUACAGUACUGUGCAAAAGUCCAAGGCACUGAAGUAAAUUGUUUAAAAUUAUUUAUCUCUGCAGUAAGUAUAACAUUAGAAUAAGUGUGUAAGUUUUUUUGAACAAGUAGUUGACAACUUCCGAGUUGAUUAGAAGAACAAUGUUUGCUUCUAGAUUUCUCUUUAAUGCCCGCAGGCGUUGUAUAGAUUUGUUGUAUAUCGCUGUUGUCGGAACAAAACCUUGUCUCUCCAUUUUUGUUGUUUCGUCAGUUUUUGAUAUAAUCUGAAAAUGCCUGUUGUCAUUUACAUUGUGUGUACAUUUCAUGAUAAGUGGACCAAAAGAAAUGGCCCAGAAUUACUUGGGGGGAAAAAGUCUGGUUGCAUUGACUAACAUUAAAAGAAAAGUAUGUUUUUUCCCUCUCCUGUAAAGUUACCAUUUUGGAGAUACGAGGUUUUGUUUCGACAACAGCAAUAUUGAUUCUAAUAUAUGGUUUUACAAGCAAAUAAAUGCUUACUGCCCAAUCAAUUAGCUUUUCAAAUCUCACUUUCUCAUGUGCCAAAAACGUUUGUGCAAUACUGUAUAUACAGUCCUGGUAUAUACUCUGAAUCUUGUGAAUAACUUUUAUUUAUUGAAUAGCAAUUUAAUAUUGUUAUACCAGUCCAGUAUGAACAGAAAGCAUCAGGUCUUAAAGCAUUUCUGAACAUCAGGUCCAGAGGCAUUUGCAUUUUCCCCUCUCCCAGUCUAAAUCGUCUGAUCAUGUAGUAGUUUCUUGUUUAUUCAUUCUUCCGUAGUUUAGUUUUAGUUUUAUCUUAUGCACCCUCAGUCAAAUUACACGUUUAGUUGAUUUUUUUUAAAGUGAAAAAAGUACCAUGUCUCUCUACAGGGAACAAGCUGUACACAUUUUUGUGUGUGUAUAUAUAUAUAUAUAAACAAAAAGCAGGUGGGGCAGAUUGUGGUUCGAUUUACAGUGCACAGGAAGGUAGAUCUCCAGGACCAGGGUUGGUGACCGCUGCUGUAAAAGACGUGUUAACGUAUUUUCACUUAGAAAAUCAACAAAACGUCAUUUGACCUGUUUUUGCAUAUGACUGUACAGCAGAUCACCCAUCAGUCCAUGAUCUGUUCACAGGCCUUGGGGAGACUAGGGCAAACACUAAAGAGUCUGUGUUUUAGUAUUGUGCCUAUAAGACUGUAUUGUGUUUCAGUACAUUUCAUAAUCACUGAGUAUACUGUUAAGUUUGCCAUUUAUCUGUGAGAGACAAUAUCAGUUCCAAUAUAUUGGCAAUUUUUGCUCUGCUAGUUGCAUAUUUCUGUGUAUAUUAAAUGUAUCAUGUUUAUAUGAAUCUGUUAUUUUGUAUAUAUGGUAUGGCAGUCAUAUCUGUAUUGUUUUGAACAUAAGGUAUAUGUUCCUUUUGUAUUGUUGCUGAAGGGUGACUUAUCUGACUUUAAAAGAAUUUUCUUAA